UUUUUUUAAAAAAACCCAAAAAAAAAAAAAAAAAAACAAAAAAAAGAAAAAAAAUGAAAACUCCCAAUCUCCCAUUGUUGAUUAGCUUGUUUUUUACAUUUUUUAUAGUCGUAAGAUCCCAUAAGGCCGUCGACAUAACAAAAUUUGGUGCUAAGCCUAAUGCAGAUGCAACACAGGGCUUGUUGGGUGCCUGGAAAAAAGCAUGUGCAGCAAAAGCACCUACAACGAUUGUAGUACCUAAAGGAACCUUCUUGUUGAAUGCUGUGAAGCUUAUGGGUCCUUGCAAGGGUCCGAUUACUAUCGAAGUUAGAGGAAACUUCAAAGCACCACCACAAGUAGCCCAGUUUAAAGGCCAAGAUACUUGGGUUAAGUUUGAAAACGUUGAGGGUCUUACUGUCAAUGGUCUAUCCGGUGGUGGAACUUUUGAUGGUCAAGGACAAUCGGCGUGGAAGCAGAAUGAUUGUGCUAAGACCGGCUCUUGCAACAAUCUUCCUUACAAUUUCAGGUUCAACAUGCUAACAAACAGUAAAAUAAACGGGAUCAAAUCGUUGAACAGCAAGCUAUAUCACAUGGGAGUUUUGGGGUGCAAAAACUUAACACUAAACGAGUUAACUAUCGAAGCACCAAAAGACAGUCUUAAUACAGAUGGUAUGCACAUUGGACGUUCAAACGGGGUGUUUGUCACCAAUUCAAAGAUCGGUACAGGAGAUGAUUGUAUCUCUAUGGGCGAUGGAGCUGUCGACGUACACAUUGAAGGUAUCACAUGUGGUCCUGGUCAUGGUAUCAGUAUUGGAAGCAUGGGUAGGUACCCGAAUGAGGCUCCUAACAAAGGUAUCAUUGUUAAGAACUGCACCUUUACUAAUACCGACAACGGUGUUAGAAUCAAGAGUUGGAGAGGCUCUUAUGCAGCAACUGGUACUGAUCUUCAUUUUGAGGACAUCACUGUUAAAAAUGUGCUUAAUCCUGUUAUUAUCGAUCAAGAGUACUGCCCCUACGAACACUGCAAGGAUAAGACACCAUCAAAGGUUAAGCUCAGCAACAUCAGUUUCAAAAGAGUAAGAGGAAGUGCAACUUCAAAGGAGGCAGUGAAGCUGUUGUGCAGCAGUGGAGUUCCUUGUGACAAGGUCGAGCUUUCUGACAUCGACUUGACUUUCUCUGGUGGGGCUGCCGUCUCAGAGUGUAAAAAUGUUAAGCCAAUCAUUACUGGUAAGCAGAACCCUGCUGCAUGUGGUGCACCCGCUCAGGAUUCUGAUUCUAGGGCGUCAAAAUCUUCGUAAUCAAUUGACUAUGCACUUUACGUUUGUACGUAUCAAGUAUUUGACCGCUGAGCUGUACUCGUAUAAUUUUGUCAACUGCAUAGAUGUGUACUAGGAUGUCUUUGGUUUAGUACCUUUUCAAGACUAAUUUGUGGAUGCCUUGAUAACAUAUGAUUGUAAGAGAAUUUAUGCAAUAAUAUAACUUGAUUGAUA
Molecule: messenger RNA, 1469 nt
Organism: Chenopodium quinoa (quinoa)
Lineage: Eukaryota; Viridiplantae; Streptophyta; Magnoliopsida; Caryophyllales; Amaranthaceae
Product: exopolygalacturonase-like
Exons: 4
Coding region: 54-1277 (407 amino acids)
Biological process (GO): carbohydrate metabolic process
Molecular function (GO): polygalacturonase activity
Source: RefSeq, a predicted model, not a curated record